AUGAAUGGGCAGGAGCCAAUGAAGGCGAGCCACGUGGAAGUUGAGAUGCCGGAGAAAGGGGCCCACCUGUCAGAGGAGGGGGUGAUCCCCCUCGCAGCCACAGAAGGGCUCAACAUUUUCCACCUGAGCAAGCCCAAUCCGUUCCUCAAGGAUCUGGAGCCCCUCAAGAAAGCAGGACUGAUCCCCCCCGGGGUGCUCCUAUACAACGCGAACACUCCACUGCGGCUCCUUUUCCGCCUCUCGGGAACCAUAGUCCGCGCAGUGCUGUUCAGCUACUCCUUCUGGCUCAUCAUGUCCGUACACGUCUUUCUGAGCGUCAUGUACUACCGAAUGGGGUUCCAGCACACUCGUACGGACACGACCAACGUCAAGCACACGGACUGGCCUUUCCUGCGCUCCUCGACUUACACGGGGUUCCUGGGGACGCUGGUUUCGUUCUGCCUCGUCUUCCAGACGACGCAGUCAUACAACAGGUUUUUCCGGCAGUACGAGUGCUGCGGCGAGAUCGUGCGCAACGCACGCGCGUUCCACCGCGCGAUGCGCGGGGUGUUCGACGACGGCACGUGCCCCGGGGCGAAGGCGACACGUCACAGGCUGUAUAAGUAUAUCAUUGCCAAGAUGUACCUGGGUUUUGCCUGGCUGCCGCACUACCGGCGCGUUCAGGUCAACGUCUGGGUGUUUGACUACCUGAGGAGGGAGGGCUUUUUCACACCCCAGGAGGCGGAGCAGAUCGCAAACAUCCCAAAGCACGCCAAGCCCUUUGGCAUGAUCGCGAAGUGGAUCCAGCUCUUGCUUCAUCGAGAACAGCAGCGCGGGAACAUUAGCGAUCGGGCGCUCGACCGGCUGAUGACGAACAUUCGCGGGCUCAACCGACAUGUGGGCAUUCUCAAUGAGUACGCAAGCAUGCCGGUUCCCUUCGCGUUCUACCACUUGCUGAACGUCAUGGCCAUCGGAUACCUGCUGCUGCUGGCUUACACUCAGGUGUUCUCGUCCUACUUCUACGGCAUUUUCCCCAUGGCGCUCACCGCUUUAGUUACGCUCGGCCUGCGCGAGCUGUCCAACGCGCUCGCGGACCCGUUCAACGAGGACGACACGGACAUUGCGAUUCUGGACAUGGCGGCGAGCGCGCGCGCAGAGUUCAAGGCCAUCCUGGACUUUGAGCUGCCCGACUACGAGAACAAGGAAGACUAG
This is a messenger RNA of Klebsormidium nitens, 1191 nucleotides long. NCBI's taxonomy places the organism in Eukaryota, Viridiplantae, Streptophyta, Klebsormidiophyceae, Klebsormidiales, Klebsormidiaceae. The record is from the annotation of a GenBank genome assembly.